This is a messenger RNA of Aspergillus alliaceus, 1414 nucleotides long. RefSeq names its product putative nuclear pore complex protein (SonA) (gene sonA). The transcript has 2 exons. Gene Ontology annotation, biological process: RNA export from nucleus; transcription-dependent tethering of RNA polymerase II gene DNA at nuclear periphery. Gene Ontology annotation, cellular component: nuclear pore. NCBI's taxonomy places the organism in Eukaryota, Fungi, Ascomycota, Eurotiomycetes, Eurotiales, Aspergillaceae. The record is from RefSeq and is a predicted model, not a curated record. Gene Ontology annotation, molecular function: ubiquitin binding; RNA binding. Bases 188 to 1279 code for a protein of 363 amino acids.
GUUUACUCGGCUUACCUAUAACGCCCUUUUUCCUUCUUCUCUCUUUUUCUUUUGCGAUUAAGCUGCAUUGAGACAAGCGGAUUUGCCGCUAGUGCGCAAUCCUUAAUAUUUCCACAGCCCGAUCUUUAGUAUUACUUUCCCGCCCUGCUUUCGCCAAACCUUGUAAAAAGCAAAAGUUCUCAAUCGAAUGUCGCUCUUCGGUUCUGUCGGCGCUACGUCGACUACAGCGGGUCAAACAAACACAACCGGCGAUAUAUCCAAAGAUGUUGCUCUCAAUUCACCCCCUGAAGAUAGCAUCUCUGAUCUUCAAUUCUCUCCCACCAGUGAACACCUUGCUGUAGCUUCGUGGGACAAGAAGGUUCGCAUCUACGAGAUCAAUGACCAGGGACAGAGCGAAGGGAAGGCUCUCUUUGAGCACGAAGCUCCAGUUUUAAGCUGCUGCUGGUCACCGGAUGGAACUAAAGUGGUAGGCGCUGGUGCCGACAAAGCCGCUCGCAUGCUCGAUCUCGCCACAAAUGCUACCACGUCUGUCCAAGUCGCAGCCCAUGACGCUCCGAUCAAAUGCUGCCAGAUGAUUCCGAACCCUGCUGGAGGCACCCCCCUCUUAGUAACCGGUUCGUGGGACAAGACAGUUAAGUACUGGGAUCUACGGCAAUCGAACCCGAUUGCCACAGUGGAGUGUCAGGAGCGUGUCUACACCAUGGAUGUCAAGAAUAAGUUGCUAGUGGUUGGGACCGCAGACCGAUACAUCAACAUCAUCAAUCUCGAUAAUCCCACCAAAUUUUACAAGACUAUGCAAUCCCCUCUUAAGUGGCAGACGCGAGUAGUCAGCUGCUUUACGGAUGCUACAGGUUUCGCUGUUGGUAGUAUCGAGGGCCGCUGUGCUAUCCAGUAUGUGGAAGACAAGGACUCCAGCUCAAACUUUAGCUUCAAAUGUCAUCGAGAAACGCCUCCAAACCAACGCGAUAUCAAUAACAUCUAUUCGGUCAAUGCUAUCUCUUUUCACCCGGUUCACGGGACGUUCAGCACCGCGGGUAGCGAUGGAACCUUCCACUUCUGGGACAAAGACGCCAAACACCGCCUGAAGGGCUACCCAUCCGUAGGUGGGACCAUCUCUAGUACAGCAUUCAAUCGCAAUGGCAAUAUAUUUGCAUACUCGGUGAGCUACGACUGGAGCAAAGGUUACUCGGCCAACACCCAACAGCUUCCCAAUAAGGUGAUGCUUCAUCCGGUUGCUCAGGAAGAAGUGAAGCCCAGACCUGGUACCAGGAAGAGGUGAUAGAAUUAUAUGUGGGGUAUGACGUUGGCGCAUUGAGGGGUUUAGUGUGGUCGGCAUCAGCCUUUGGGUUGAUAUCUCGCGAUUUUUCAAGUCCACUUAUUUACAAUAUAAUGACAUUGUCGGUAGCUCCUCCCC